This is a messenger RNA of Ophidiomyces ophidiicola, 555 nucleotides long. RefSeq lists its product as uncharacterized. Gene Ontology annotation, molecular function: ATP binding; protein kinase activity. Gene Ontology annotation, biological process: protein phosphorylation. The record is from RefSeq and is a predicted model, not a curated record. Lineage: Eukaryota; Fungi; Ascomycota; Eurotiomycetes; Onygenales; Onygenaceae. The coding region runs from base 1 to 555 and encodes 184 amino acids. The transcript has 2 exons.
AUGGUCUCUGGUCCAUUUGGAGAACACGAUUGUCAGAUGCAGACUGCUAUUCGUGACAGUGUGGCCGGUAUCUCUCAUCUAGUUUUAUAUGAGGAUGUCUUUCUUCUUCGUGGUCCACAAUACAAUCACUACACUUUUGUCUUUCCAUUUCUUGGUCCCGAUGUUGAAUCUCUUGUAGCCAACCAGUUGCAUAUUGCAACUCGCAUGCAUGGUGCAAAACAACUGCUUCAAGUCUUAGAGAGCUUACACAAAGCUGGCUUUAUUCACAGAGAUAUUAACAAUAUGAAUGUCUUGUGGGGUAGUGCUCUUCCCGAAAAUCUUAACAUAGCUGAUACAUACAAGAUUCUUGGCCGGCCUGAACCAAUGAUAAUUGACAGCUGGAAACAGGCAGAACUUGUGAAGCCCAUGCAAUUUCCUAUCACACUGUGUUCGAAUAUGAUUUAUCUUUCAGACUUUGGAAUAGCAACACAAGUCGGUCAUCCAAAAGACGGACUUCCACCUUUUGAGUACUGUUCACCAGAGCUGCUUCAUGGUGCUACUCCUGACUUUCCCUGA